Messenger RNA from Gossypium arboreum, 579 nucleotides. Its product is annotated as tyrosine/DOPA decarboxylase 3-like. Gene Ontology annotation, molecular function: pyridoxal phosphate binding; carboxy-lyase activity. The record is from RefSeq and is a predicted model, not a curated record. NCBI's taxonomy places the organism in Eukaryota, Viridiplantae, Streptophyta, Magnoliopsida, Malvales, Malvaceae. The transcript has a single exon. Gene Ontology annotation, biological process: amino acid metabolic process. Bases 1 to 579 code for a protein of 192 amino acids.
AUGGGCAGCUUGGAUUCCCACUAUGAAGAAGAAAACAGCUUUUCCAACACUGCUAACCUUCUAAAUCCAAAAGAAUUUAGGAGGCAAGGUCAUAUGAUCAUAGAUUUCAUAGCUGAUUAUUACCAAAACAUGGAAAAAUACCCUGUUCUAAGCCAAGUCCAACCUGGUUACCUUGCCAAACUUUUACCAAAGUCCGCCCCUAAUAUUCCAGAACCUAUUGAAACAAUACUCCAUGAUAUACAACAAUACGUCAUUCCUGGCAUAGCUCACCGGCAAAGCCCCAACUACUUUGCGUACUUCCCUUCAAGUGGCAGCAUUCCUGGCUUUCUUGAAGAGGUGCUUAACACUGGCUUCAAUGUGGUGGGGUUCAAUUGGGUAUCAUCACCAGCCAUGACUGAGCUUGAAUUCUUAACCAUUGAUUGGCUUGGCCAGAUGCUUGGGCUUCCUCAAAGUUUCGUUUUCUCUGGAACUGGCGGUGGUGUUAUACAAGGGACUACAUGUGAGGCCAUCUUAUGCACACUAGUAGCUGCCAGAGAUCAAAUGUUAGCCAAAGUAGGGAGAGGGAACAUAGGAAGUUAG